AUGGAAAUGGUUUGUGAGAAAGAUGAAACCAACACCGUGAAGGUCAACAUGCAAGAGAUUACCACUUGUAAUUUCUUAAGAAAGAAGGAAGGAAAUGACACCUCUUGUGCCCUUAAAGAAAGUGAGAAGGAAAUUCCACCAUUGAAAGGUAAGGCUCAAACACCUCAAGUUACAAGAAUUGGAAAUUCGCAAGGCUAUGAUUAUGAUGAAUGGGAAUAUGCUAUCUUGAAUACUCUUUAUCGUGCAUGUUUGGUUAACGAGGACUUUGAUAGUGAUGAGGAGGAGGAUUUGCCUCAAAUUGAGCUUGGUGCCGAGGCAACGGUUAUCCUUCAUAAAGGAUGCCCAAGCAAGCAAGACGAUCCCGGUGCUUUCCUAGUGAAAUGUAGUAUAGGGGAUUGUGUUUUUAAGGAUGCCUUAGCCGAUUUGGGAGCCUCCGUCAACAUCAUGCCUUCCCUUAUCUAUGAGAAAUUGAUUUUUCCUUGUAUAGUUUCCACACCACUUGUUGUUCGCUUAGCCGACGGGACUACACGUUAUCCCCGAGGUGUGGUCACAAACGUGCUUGUCAAAGUUGGAAGAAAUCUUGUACCGGUUGAUUUCAUGGUACUAGAUGUAGGAAAGGACUUGGAGGCGCCAUUGAUCCUAGGACGCCCAUUCUAA
Molecule: messenger RNA, 657 nt
Organism: Ipomoea nil (Japanese morning glory)
Lineage: Eukaryota; Viridiplantae; Streptophyta; Magnoliopsida; Solanales; Convolvulaceae
Exons: 1
Coding region: 1-657 (218 amino acids)
Source: RefSeq, a predicted model, not a curated record